Molecule: messenger RNA, 762 nt
Organism: Plasmodium malariae
Lineage: Eukaryota; Apicomplexa; Aconoidasida; Haemosporida; Plasmodiidae
Product: Plasmodium exported protein, unknown function
Exons: 2
Coding region: 1-762 (253 amino acids)
Source: RefSeq, a predicted model, not a curated record
AUGGAGCGAAAAAUUAAAUUAAACUUUUUAUUUAAAAUUUUUAUGUUUAUCUUUUUAAUUUCGAUAUGUCAUUUUGAUUAUGAUAUGAGUAUCGAUAAUGAAUAUUUGUAUAAAAAUUACAUUGCUGAUAUAGAAAUAGUUACAAGAUCAUAUCGAUUACUAGGAACGCAUAAGCAGGAAAAAUGUUCAGAUAUUGUAUAUAUAAAAGGUGAUAUACCAACUAUCAGGGAAUACCAAAAAUUGAAUACUUAUAAUAGUAUAAAAGUAACCAAAGGCAUAAAUAAAAAGCAAAAUGAAUGUUCAUUAUAUAAUGCAGGAGGUUAUGAACAUGGUGGGAGAAGUAAAAAUUCUGUGCACUACGGAAGAAAUUCAAAAUUAGGAAAAAGAAAAUUCGACAAAAUAUACUAUAGAAAUACACUUAGGAAUUCUACUAUUGCAGAUUUUAAGUUUUUAAGAAAUGUUACAAAACAAAAAGCAGUUCUUAUUUGUAUUUUAUUGAGCUUCCAUGCAAUAAGUGGAAUACUACUAAGUUUUUUAAUACCAACCGACACGCUAAGAAAUGGUAAAAUUGUGAUAUCAAAGCUUUGGAAUUUUGGAGCAACUGUAGGAUUUUCCACAUUCACAUAUAUAGUUAUACUAUCGUUUAUUCAUCUCUUCAGUUUAAUUGCAAAGUAUAUGAAGAUAAUACAUAAGAAACGUGAAAUAAAUUAUACAGCGUAUCCUUCUCUUAGUAAAGUCUUUUAUAACAGUAAUUAUAUAUAA